Messenger RNA from Eucalyptus grandis, 1638 nucleotides. Its product is annotated as dof zinc finger protein DOF2.1. The transcript is spliced from 3 exons. Gene Ontology annotation, biological process: regulation of DNA-templated transcription. Lineage: Eukaryota; Viridiplantae; Streptophyta; Magnoliopsida; Myrtales; Myrtaceae. Gene Ontology annotation, molecular function: DNA binding; DNA-binding transcription factor activity. The record is from RefSeq and is a predicted model, not a curated record. Bases 397 to 1314 code for a protein of 305 amino acids.
CAAAAUUCCAACACCGAUCUUCUUUCUUGCAAACAGCGGCGGGACUCUCUUCUCUCUCUCUCUCUCUCUCUCUCUCCCCGUCGCUUUAUAUAUCAGGGCAGUCUGCUCAAGGAUAUCCUACACAGCAUUUGAUUUCUCCGCUCUCUCUCUCUCUCUCGUGCCCAAAUCAUAAGUUCGGGUUUGCCGUGUUCAGUGCAUGUAUGGAUCCUUCAAGUGGAACAAACCAGAGUUGUGUGCAAAAAUCACCUCCUUUGAAUCUGAUAUUGAUCAAGAUGCUUCAUUUGGAUGAAAAGUGAGGAAGCAAGACAAAGGCAAAGAUGAAGACUCCAACUUUAAAAAUUUGGACAGCUGAGAAAAAUAUGGACUAGAGAGUUGCUCACCACCGUGAGAAAAGAAAUGGGAGCUCAUUCAUUGGAAAGCAUGUUGAUAUCCCCUAAACCACAGCAAGAUCAAAGGAAGCCAAGGCCUCAGCCAGAAGAGGCUCUCCACUGCCCGAGGUGCGAGUCCACCAACACCAAGUUCUGUUACUACAACAACUACAGCCUCUUGCAGCCUAGGUACUUCUGCAAGUCCUGUCGAAGGUAUUGGACCAAAGGAGGGACCCUGAGGAAUGUUCCUGUGGGUGGAGGGUGCAGGAAGAACCGUAGGUCCUCGUCCUCAUCAUCAUCCAGAAGAGCCCAAGACCAGGGAGGACCAAUCUCAACUUUGAUCAACAACAAUGAUUACGACACCCCAAACCCAUUUACUACCUUGCACUCUCUAACUUAUGAUCAGUCCAGUGAUCAUAUGUCCCUUCCAUUCCUUGGGCUCCACAAGUUCCCAUACCAGCUUGGGCCUCAUGAGCUGAGCCAUGAUAUCCUCUCCUAUGCCAACAGAUCAAAGAACGGCCAUGGUGACAUGAACGGAGGCUUUCUUGAUUCACUGAAGAACGAGUUUGGCUUGCUUGAGAACACCCAGAAUAAUGUUCAUGACAGUCAUCAUCGUCAGAAUCUGUAUUAUGGGUAUGGAUCAGAUGGGAUGAACAAUAACAUGGGAGAUCCAGUGGACAGUGGUGGUGCUCCAUCAUCAUGUGAUCAUGAAAUGAUGAGCCCUGCUGGUUCUGCAAAUGAAGCUCUUGGAGCAACAUCAAUGAAGCAAGAGCUGUUGUGUUCUGAUAGGGACGGCGAAAAUAGGGUUUUGUGGGGUUGUCCGUGGCAGAUGAAUGGAGAUCAAUAUCGCGGGAAUGGUGUAAUGGGUGAUGUUAAUUCAGGGAGGGGAAGUUGGAAUGGUCUUGGUUCAUCUUGGUAUGGGCUUCUUAAUAGCCCUCUCGUGUAGUGUCGUGUCCUACAGUUUCAAAUGUUCAAACCUGGAAAAGAAUGGCAGUAGAUUAGAAUGUUUUGUUCUUGCUGUGCAUGAUCAGGCCCAACUGAAUCAUCUCGGGAGUUCUUCAGUUUUAUCUUUUCUUACAUCUUUUGAUUCCUCCUUAAAAUGUGGUACUGAAGUGGUGAGUUUGUCUGAAAUCGGUCUGGAAGGACCACGUCCUGUCAUUCUUCAGUGAAGAAAAGAGAAUUGAGUAGUCUUCAGAAUGAUUUUACACGGUCUGUUGUGCAGUCUGAGUACUCUGAGACUUCCAUUGAUUAGCAGAGUUUGUAGCACUGA